UGAGUACCAGGGCCUGGUGAAGCACACAGGAGGCUGCCACUGUGGAGCAGUUCGUUUUGAAGUUUGGGCUUCAGCAGACUUGCACAUCUUUGACUGCAACUGUAGCAUUUGCAAAAAGAAGCAGAAUAGACACUUCAUUGUUCCAGCUUCUCGAUUCAAACUCCUGAAGGGCGCUGAGAGCAUAACCACAUACACGUUCAAUACACACAAAGCCCAGCACACCUUCUGUAAGAGAUGUGGUGUUCAGAGCUUCUACACUCCACGCUCCAACCCUGGAGGCUUUGGAAUCGCCCCCCACUGCCUCGAUGAAGGCACUGUUCGGAGUGUGGUCACCGAGGAAUUCAAUGGCAGUGACUGGGAGAGAGCCAUGAAGGAGCACAAGACCAUAAAGAACAUGUCUAAAGAGUGAGCUCAUGCUUCCUCCUUCCCGAGAGGGAGCCAGCAGUUGCUGUGCAGACCUGGGCCGCCAUCUCCACUCCCAGUGUCCUGUGGUUUGCCUCCAUUUCUUUAGGCAGCUCUGCCCUUAGCCCAGAUUUCAUGUAAGACAGUUGACCUUUUCCCUUCCCACCGACUUUUGUGUGAUCUUUUAGAGAAUAAACAUUUCUGACAUUAACGCUA
Cricetulus griseus (Chinese hamster) is the source of this 618-nucleotide messenger RNA. NCBI's taxonomy places the organism in Eukaryota, Metazoa, Chordata, Mammalia, Rodentia, Cricetidae. The record is from RefSeq and is a predicted model, not a curated record.